Vicugna pacos (alpaca) is the source of this 885-nucleotide messenger RNA. The record is from RefSeq and is a predicted model, not a curated record. Lineage: Eukaryota; Metazoa; Chordata; Mammalia; Artiodactyla; Camelidae.
UAAAUCUCUAGCUGGACUGGUAAUUUUUAAAAAGGAGAGAGGAUCCUAUAAGUGGGAUAAAAGAAAAGAUAUCUUUACACAUUCUACAGAUAUUAAAAGGAUAUAAGGGAAUACUGAAAACAAUUUUAUGGCAAUAAAUUAGACAAUUUAGAUGUAAUGGAAAAAAUUCCUUACAAGACACAACUAUUGAAAUAGACACAAAAAGAGAGAGAAAGUCUCCCUCUUUCUCUUCUGGUCCCAGGCGAUUUGGGAUCUCCCGGCUCCUGUGCAGACAUGGUCAAGUCCAAGAACCACACCGCAUACAGCCAGUCCCGAAAACGCCACAGAAACGGCAUCAAAAAACCCCGAUCACAACGAUAGGAAUCUCUUAAGUGGGUGGACCCCAAGUUCCUGAGGAACAUGCGCUUUGCCUAGAAGCACAACAAGAAGGGCCUGAAGAAGAUGCAGGCCAACAACGCCAAGGCCACGAGCGCACGUGCUGAGGCCGUUAAGGCUCUCGGAAAGCCCAAGGAGGUGGAGCCCAAGAUCCCACAGGGCAGCAACUGCGAGCUCAGUCGACUUGCCUGCACUGCUCACCCCAAGCUCGGGAAACGUGCUCGUGCCCGCAUCGCCAAGGGUCUCAGGCUCUGUCGGCCAAAGGCCGAGGACGAGGCUCAGACCAAGGCCGCAGCUUCAGCUGCAGCUGCAGCUCAGGCUCAGGCUCCCAAAGGCGCCCAGGCCCCUACAAAGGCUCCAGAGUAGAGGCUUUCAUCUGUUGAUGUGAGGAUAUAAGGACUAGUGUGACCCUUGGGCUGCUGUCUGCAUGGGGCUCAUGUCUACCUGUGCUGUUUGUACAAACCAACCUGAGGCAGGAUCAAAAAAAAAAAAAAAAGAAAGAAAGAGAAA